Messenger RNA from Culex quinquefasciatus (southern house mosquito), 730 nucleotides. RefSeq lists its product as uncharacterized. The record is from RefSeq and is a predicted model, not a curated record. Lineage: Eukaryota; Metazoa; Arthropoda; Insecta; Diptera; Culicidae. The transcript is spliced from 2 exons. Bases 227 to 694 code for a protein of 155 amino acids.
GACUUCAUCGAAGGAUGAAGUUGAAUGGAAAGUGUUGCUUCGAAACGGUUCAAUUGGUUUUCUAUGAGGAAGUAGAAGUCAAGGAUGGGCCGUCCUUUCAAAUUGUUGGUAUGCUCAGAAUGGUAUAAAAUGUCAUAUUGGUGAGCCAAAUGGCCAUAGAUCACCAACAGCUCUAGCAAGGAAUAGAUUGGAGACGAUCCAAAGUGUAACCAACCGUGAAACAACAAUGAAGUUCUUCAUCGCUCUGUUCGUCGCCACCCUGGCCGUUGCCGCCCAAGCAGGAUACGUGGAAAGCAGCUGGCCAGCCAGCACUUACGGACUCAAUUCGUGGAAUGGCCUGAAUGCCUGGAAUGGCCUCAACUCCUGGGACGGUCUGAGCUCGUGGAACAACUGGAACGACCACGGAAUCUCUGCCUACCCGUACGGAUACAACAAGUGGUCCUCGGUGGCUUGGCCAGCGGCUUCCCUGUACAACGGAUACAACGGAUGGUAUGGAGCCACCGGUAAGACUGUUGUCCAGGCCAACGUUGCCAAGGUCAACCCGUGGGGACUUCCGCUGACCUCGUACGGCUACGGAUACAACAACUACCUGGGAGCGAUUCCAGCGGCCAAGUACGUCGCCGCCAACCCCGGAUCGGUCCACGUUGCUCCGCUGGUCGGACAUGCCAUCAACCAGAAGGUGAUUGUUGCUUGAAAUGUUGAUACUUGAUAGUAAACACUGUGAAAGCUA